AUGUUCAACUUCAAUAGAACCCUAAUCUAUUUCAAGACCUUAACUUCACCACUAAACCCUAAUCCUCUUCUCCACCACUACCCAUCACUAUUUUCUCUCCAUUUCUGCACUAAAACUUCCGAUUCAACCUCCUUUGCAGAAUCCUACCUCAUCCACAAUUUCAAUUUCUCCCCACAAUUUGCUGCCAAACUUUGCUUCACCCACCGUCUUCGAUUCAAAACCACCCAAAAACCUGACUCUGUUUGCAAAUUCUUCACAAACCACGGUUUCUCAGACACCCAACUUCACAAUAUGAUUACCAAGGUACCUGACCUACUUUCCUGCAACCCCUCCAAAAGGGUGUUACCAAAGUUUCAAUUUUUACUCUCCAAAGGUGCUUCCAACUCCGACAUUGUUAACCUUGUCACUAAGAGCCCUAGACUCUUGUCUCCUAGCUUGAAGAAUCAUAUAGUCCCAACCUAUGAAUUGGUUUAUAGAUUCUUGCAAUCAGACAAGGAAAUUAUUGCGUGUGCCUUUCAGAAUCCAGAUUUACUCUGUGCUCAUCUUGUGCCGCGUAACAUUACAAUGCUGAUUGAGAAUGGAGUGUCGGACUCGAAUAUUGCAAGAGUGCUUCGGAUUCAGAGUCGGAUAUUCAAGGUACGUGACAUGCUGAAGUUUGUGGAGGAAGUGAAGAAUUUGGGGUUUGAUCCUUCGAAAAUAAUUUUCUCAAUAGCGUUGAUUGCUAAAACAUCGGUAAGCAAAAACUUGUGGGAGAAAAAAGUUGAAGCCUUUAAGAUGUGGGGUUGGUCGGAUGAAGAUGCUUUUGAAGCAUUUAGGAAGAAACCUUAUUGUAUGUUAACUUCUGUUGAUAAAAUAAACUCAGUGAUGAGGUUUUGGGUAAAUCAGUUGGGUUGGGAUGCUAUGGCCAUUGCCAGAGCUCCGUAUAUUUUAUCAUUAAGUUUGGAAAAAAGGAUCAUUCCCAGGGUCGCUGUUGUGCAGUUUCUUCUUAGUAAAGGUUUGACAAAUAAGAAUGCAAGCUUAACUUAUCCGUUGGUAGUGUCUGAGAAGAUGUUUCUGGAUAUGUUUAUAAAACGUUUUAAGAAUGAGUCUUCUUAUCUAUUAAAGUUGUAUGAGGAAAAACUCAAUCCUGCAUACACCAGGGACAACAAGACUUGCAUGCUGUGA
Vicia faba (fava bean) is the source of this 1164-nucleotide messenger RNA. NCBI's taxonomy places the organism in Eukaryota, Viridiplantae, Streptophyta, Magnoliopsida, Fabales, Fabaceae. The record is from the annotation of a GenBank genome assembly.